Molecule: messenger RNA, 297 nt
Organism: Sphaeroforma arctica JP610
Lineage: Eukaryota; Ichthyosporea; Ichthyophonida
Exons: 3
Source: RefSeq, a predicted model, not a curated record
AUGUACCUAAUCACUACGAAGACUAUGUGCACCGCUGCGGUCGUACUGGUCGUGCAGGCAGGAAGGGGACUGCAUUCACCUUCAUCACCCCGGACCAGGCAUGAUCGGUAUGCGGGGGAGAUCCAAAAAGCAUUGGAGCUAUCACAUGCCACAGUGCCCGACGAAUUGCGGGAGCUAUGGACUGGAUUCAAAGAAAAGAAAAAGGCGGGUACGGUCCGCGAUGCCGGCAGCGGUUUCGGCGGCACAGGUUUCAAAUUCGAUGAGAGUGAGAAGGAGAAGGCCAAUGACAAGAAACAG